Suillus discolor is the source of this 639-nucleotide messenger RNA. Its product is annotated as ricin B lectin domain-containing protein. Lineage: Eukaryota; Fungi; Basidiomycota; Agaricomycetes; Boletales; Suillaceae. The transcript is spliced from 4 exons. The record is from RefSeq and is a predicted model, not a curated record. Bases 1 to 639 code for a protein of 212 amino acids.
AUGGUCUAUGGCACAAAUUUCAGCUUAGACCUAUCCAAGGAUAAAUUAAAUCACAGGAAAAUUCAGCUUUGGGAAAAUUUGGGUCACGCCGCCAAUCAGAUUUGGGCACUCAGCGAGCGAGCUUCCAUUAAAGAUCAGCACACUUACAGGCUCAAAAAUUGUCGGGGAGGCACUGCUAUCGACCUCUCGGGGAAUGAUAACCACUCCAUCAUCGGUUUUACCCCCCAUGAUGGCUCCAACCAGGCGUGGACCUUCCAGCGUGAUGGAGACCAGACCGGGUGGUUCAUAAAGUCUUGCCGCACUGAAAAAUAUCUUGGGAUCGAAGGCAACCCCAAAAAUGGCCUUGCAGUCAUUGCUGUAUCAAACCCCUUCAAGUGGGAUAUCGAAGACUCGGACGUCAAGAACGCUAAAGGCAUCAGGAUAUUGGUCCAUGGCACGAAUUUCAGCCUAGACCUAUCCGCCUCAGACCACACAAAAAUUCAGCUUUGGGGAAGUGGCGCUGGUGACAAUCAGAUCUGGGAACUUACCGAGCGGGUUUCCAUCGAGGAUCAGCACAUUUACAGCCUCGAAAAUCGUCAGAGAGGCCCUGAAGACCAAGGCACUGAUCCAAAGGCAUGUUUCCAUCCUAUGAUCGUAUAA